Messenger RNA from Boeremia exigua, 3374 nucleotides. RefSeq lists its product as uncharacterized. The record is from RefSeq and is a predicted model, not a curated record. The transcript has a single exon. The coding region runs from base 92 to 3124 and encodes 1010 amino acids. Lineage: Eukaryota; Fungi; Ascomycota; Dothideomycetes; Pleosporales; Didymellaceae. Gene Ontology annotation, biological process: DNA replication; DNA repair. Gene Ontology annotation, molecular function: 5'-flap endonuclease activity. Gene Ontology annotation, cellular component: nucleus; Slx1-Slx4 complex.
CCUCACUGCAACACCAUGCACCCGUCCAGCGCAUAGGUAGUACCUGCCCGACUGAACGCUGGCUCUCAGGUGGCAGGCGCAAUUGCUGCAGAUGGCUGGGAAGGAGUACACAAUUGUGGUGCUCUCCUCCUCACCUCCCAUCCCCGAUGCAUUCAGUUCCCCGCGCUUUGCGGCGCCCUCGAGACGCGUCGCAAUGCCGCCUUCCUCGCCUUUUACUCUCUCUCCGCCCUUGAGCCCUAGGAAAAGUGGCCCUGGUGUGUUGACAUCAGGCUCCCGAGCAGCUCCCAUCCCCGAGAGGGCCUCGAGAGGAUUCGCCACCGUGAGUAGCCUUGUUCGCUCGGACCAUUUUGCGCCGCAGAUGAACGAGGACACAGCAGGGACACAGACAGAGUUGCACGAGAGCACGGAAGCCGUAGUUGCAGCUGUGAAGAAGCCUGUGAAACGAGCUGCGAAGAAGGCGACAGCUACGGACGGCGAGAAUCCCAAGCCUAAGCCUAAGCCUAAGCCGAGGUCGAGGGGAGUCAGGGCAGACAAAGAAAGCGAACAUGCCAAAACCACCCUCGAUACUGAGCUCCGGCUCCCUCGCACGACCAAAUCACCAUUCUUCGAAAAUGUUGAAGCGCACGCUGCUACAACCGACGAGCCCACCGAAGCUGCGGCAGAUGCACCAAAGUUGACGAAAUCGGGCAAACCACGAAAACCGCGAGCGAAGAGAGUGAUACCCCAAAGCGAUGUCACAGAACCAAAGCCGAAGAAAACAAGAGUCACAAAAGCCAAGACAGCUGCCGGCGCUGUCAAAGCGGCACGGGAAACUGCAGAGGCUGUGCCUGCGCACGUAGCGGUGGACAAGGAUGUCAACAUUACUGAGAAGAGAUCCGCAUCAGCUGAUGGAGGGCAAUCUGAAGGCGCAACCAUUUGGGACGUGCCACAGAGCCCGCAGUCGGGACUGGACACUUCCAAGGCGCGGCGGCCGGAUCCUCUGGCAGAAGGGCUCGAUCUUGAUGAAGCCGUUUCGAGAAGACGGGAUUGGACACCACCAAGAGACACAGUCGCUCACAGUCCAAUGACUAAUUCGACUGGCAAGGAGAAUAGGCCUUCGUCACAUGACACCACGGCCGGCAACUUCACUCAUCUUAUUUCCAACUUUACAUAUGAGUCCCCAACCAGCAAAGUAGCGCGUAACACCACAAUGCCAACCUCAGGGCUCGCAAAACGUCGCCGAGCGGAACCUGUUGAGCUCUCUGAUGCACAAGCGGCCUUAUCCCCGGAGAAAGGCAAGGCUCCCAAAAAGAAGCCACGAACAAUCACAGAUCUUGUAACAGGCCAGUAUGAGUCGAAAGACCCGAACGUGGGGCUGCAGGCUAUCACGAGUGACUUCUUCGCACCGCACACCAGCACGACCAAGGUGCCUUUAAACGACGUCAAUGCGUCCAACGUCGAAGUCUUGCCUACGAAGCCUUCACGCAAGCGCACCAAAUCCAAAGACGCGUCAGAAUCUACAACAACGAAGGCUAAGCCUCGUGCAAGGAAGGCGUCGACGAAGGCGGCUGCGAAGCCGAAACCAGUCGCAGAGAAGCUGCUAAGUCCUACAUCUGCAGCCACACGCCUAAACCGGCAGGAAGUAUUAUUCGGCACCUCAAGCCAGCUCGCGUUAGAAGAGUCUCCGUCAACCGUGCGACAGAUCCAACGUGCCAUCGCGGAGUCAGAGCAAGACAGAAGCAGUUAUUCAAACCUCGUUCAAGACGCCCCACCGCGAUGGCCCAAACUCCAACGCACCAAGGGUAAGCGCGGCCUUUGGCGCGAAAGCACAAGGGAUGGAGACGGCGGUCUACUUGUAGACACGAGGAGUGUCUAUAUCCCGGCGCCGGACAGGACGCAGGACCUGCCGCUGCUCAUGGACCUUGCAAGUGAGGAAUGUGGUGAUGAGAGCGGGUUUGUGGAUAUUGAUGACAUCGCACCUGCUAGACCCGAUGAUAUCUUGUCGUCUGGCUUUGUGGAUAUCGAUGACAUUACGCCCGCUGAAUCCGUUGAUGUCUCGUCAAAUCUGCCUUCACUUGUGGACGUUGCGCGUGAAGAACCAGGUUCGCCAGUUGGUUUUGUGGACAUCGAUGAUAUUGCGCCUACCGUACACAUCGAUAUCUCGUCAGAUUUACCGACUCCACCAGGGUCUCAAUCGCCGAAGCAGGUACCGGGACUGGCGCUAGCGGGAUCCGUGGCUGACGAUGUUUUCCACGACAUUGAUGACUUUGGAAGCGGGCUUCCUCCCUCGAACCAGAACGCAGAGUCCCAAAACAGCUUCGUAGACAUUGACGACUUCCACCCUCCUCCUGUGAAGGCAUCCAUACAAGUGCACGCGAGCACUUCAAGACCACCAGCGGCUACAGGCUCGCCUGCCAAACGGCGAGGUCGACCUCCCAAAGAAAAGAGUGCGAUUCCUAUUGUCUCGACGUCAGCUCCACCUUCAGCACGCAAAUCAGCUCCACCACGGCGGAUGCCGCAAGGUUCACCGUCGACGCCACCAAAGGGCUCCAGCCGCUUCGUUGACAUUGAGGAGAUACUCGAUUCGGAGGACGAAACUCUUGAGGCGUUCUCACCUACACCGCCACGGGUACGCAGGCUGCAAGAUUCGCCUCCAUUACCAUUGGCCUUUGAUCGCGAGCCAUCAGCGGUCGUUACAGGAAAAGCUGAUGAACCCAUAACGCCAGUUGUCCGCAUUCAAUCGAGCCAUCUUGAGUGGGCAAAUAUCAAGCCCUCGAUCUGCACAGCUAUCACUGCACAUGUACGCACCAUACCACCGACAUCAGACCCCAAAAAGCCGAGCUGGCAUGAGAAGAUCCUUAUGUAUGACCCAAUCAUCCUUGAAGAUUUCACAGCCUAUCUCAACAGUAAUACAAAGCUUCGCACGUACAGACGAGCUACACAGAAGCAAAUUAAGACAUACAACAGCGAUCUGAAAUCGAGAGGUAAUGCUAUCCUCGGUGCGGAUAGAGAUGAUCAGGUGCUGGCCAUCGAAAAGGACUUGGAAGUGCACAUGGUCAGGGAUUGGUGUCAAGAGAUGAGCAUUUGCUGCAUUCAUGCAAAAGAGAGCCGAGGGCGAGGAAGUGCCAGGAAAGGAUUCUACUAGUGCUAAUGGAGUGCAUGUGCGGGGAAGGGAUCCUGGGGAUGAAGAUACCCAACAACCGCGGAGGAGAUGCUCGUCAUGCUUGUACGACCCGACCCGAUAUGUAUCCCUGCACUGUCGGUAGAUGAGAAUUGAACAAUAAUCCACCAUCACAAGGGCCCUGGUUCUUGGCGCCUGUCAACAGCGACAUGCGUGCGCGCACGAUUCAUGAGGCUCCGGACACCCGGCUCGGGCAGUUGCACGGUUUUGUGGG